AUGUUCGACGCCGAGCACGCCACGACUGGGUGGGUCGUCAACUUGUUCGCUGACCUCAAGCAAAGGUACAUCGAACACAACGAGAAGGACACGGGGAAGCAGGUGUUCACCGUCGGGCCGGUCUGCCUUGUCAACGACGACGACAACGACACCCUGGAGCGUGGCCACACCGGGGAGGCUGAUACGACCGCCGAGGCCAUGCGCGUGCUGAGGUGGCUGGACACGAAACCAGCUUGGUCUGUGGUCUACGUCUGCUUCAGUAGCCUCACCCGGUUCCCACGGGAUCAGGUUGUGGAGCUCGGUAUGGGUCUCGCCGACUCCGGCGCGAACUUCGUGUGGGUGGUCAGGGACAAGAACGCGACGCCGCCGCUCCCGGACAUCGACGACACGGUGCCGGGCCACGGGCUUGUGGUCGGGGGGUGGGCCUCGCAGGUGGCUGUGCUGCGGUGGGCGCGUUUGUGA
Sorghum bicolor (sorghum) is the source of this 462-nucleotide messenger RNA. Its product is annotated as scopoletin glucosyltransferase. NCBI's taxonomy places the organism in Eukaryota, Viridiplantae, Streptophyta, Magnoliopsida, Poales, Poaceae. The record is from RefSeq and is a predicted model, not a curated record. The transcript has a single exon. Bases 1 to 462 code for a protein of 153 amino acids.